AUGGCGUCGUUGGUUGACGAUAGGCUUUGAGAAAAGCGGGACUUUAAUUUCGUGGAAUUCGCGUGCGGUGUGAUCAUUUUUAACAACAGACAUGUAUGUUAUAUAAGUAUAUUUCUUUACCUGUGCCGUUUGAAAAAUGACUCGGACAUAUGUAUGCCAUUCAGAAUAUAAAUUCUUGCUCAUGUUCAUUGCAGCUUCUGUACUAAGUACACAAGGUUAUGUGCUGGAAUUUUCAGUGGAACCAUCCGAUACGGUGGUCGAAGCUGGUCAGUCGGCCGUAUUGGAUUGCGUGGUCAAAGCCUCGCAACAUCAACAGAGCGUCCUCAUCCAAUGGCUGGACCAGGACGGAUCGAAGUUGACAUUCAUUGGUGACAUGUACAGGUCUCAACUUACCAACGGAUCCCUUUACAUUAACAGUGUCAUCGAGGAACAAAGGUUAACGGGGACCUAUCAGUGCAUGGCCACGUUGCCAAAUAUCGGUUCCGUUGUCAGUCGCAGUGCCAAACUAAGCAUAGCAAGACUGAAUGGUUUCUUCGAAGAACCGCAAGAUAAUACGGUCUAUAUCGGGCAGAAGGCCCAUUUCGCGUGUUACCUAGACGCCAUUCCACCUCCGAAAAUACGAUGGCUGAAAGACGAACGACCAUUGCAAAUAGACGAUUUGCGAAUGACGAUCUUACCUUCUGGCGCCUUGGAAAUCGACGAAGUAGUCGAAUCGGACCAGGGAUCCUAUAGGUGUAAUGCUUCAAUCCUAAAUUCGUACAAGCUAAGCAAUAAGGCCAUUCUAUUUAUAAACGGCGAUCAAGAACAGGCGGCUCACAUAUCUGCCCCCGUGUUCAUAGCGAAACCCAGGCCGGCGACGGUGGUUGAGGGCGAAAAUGUCUCUUUGGAUUGCGCGGCCAACGGCAAUCCCAACCCAGCCAUCACGUGGCUCAAAGAUGGUUACGCCAUAGACAUGAACGACUUGGACAGUAGAUUUAGUUUGGUCGGGUCGACCAGUUCGCUGAGAAUAACGAAAAUCCAGGAACCGGACGGCGGCACCUACCAGUGUCGUGCGGAAAAUAGAGAAGACGCUCUGGACGCGUCAGCCCUUAUUGUAAUUCAAGUGCCUCCAAGAUUUUUAAAAAGACCUCAGGAUAAAGUUGAAUAUUCCACAAAAGACAUAGAACUAGAGUGUAGCGUUUACGGCGUACCUGAACCGAAAAUUAGUUGGUUUAAAAACGGGGAACUCGUAAAGUAUUCCGAAUAUUACAAACUCGUCAACGGAAACAAUUUAAAAAUAAUGGGACUGAUGUCUACCGAUUCGGGAAUAUUCCAGUGUUUCGCGACGAAUCCGGCCGGAAACAUCCAGGCCGCGGCCAGCCUGAAAGUUCUCCCGCACUCAGUGGGCGAGAAAAAAAAAGGUCUGCAAAAGGUGCGGCCGAAAAAGACGCCUUCGAAAUCGUUUGAAACGAAUUACAAACGGCAAUCGUUGUCGUCGUUCACGUCGCUAAAAUCCGAAGACUACGACGAACUCGGCGAGACCGAUUUCGGCCAUUUGUUGCGGCCGAAUGUGGCGGCGCAAAGUAGUAACGGGGUUUACGAUCCCCAUUCGGCUUUCAGUUCGCUGAAAAGCAGCGAAUCUCGCGACAAUAUUAACCUGGGCGAUAUCCAGUUCGCUUUCUCCUCCCAAAAACCCAUUUUAGCCGGCAAUUCGGAACGGAAGAUCACCGACGGUUUACCAGGACCGCCGCAGGAUUUGAAAGCGCCAAUGGUCAAGGGAAGGUUCGUGAUUUUGAGUUGGAAACCGCCAGUGGUCAACGAGAACAACAUCGAAGCUUAUUCGGUGUACUACAGGCAGGAGGGGAGCGACAGGGAGCGUUACCAAAAUACAACCCGUUCGAAACUGGAAGAAAGUAUAGGGGGUUUAUGGCCAGGCAGGGUAUACCAUUUCCGAGUGGUCGCGAUCAACGCGCUGGGGCCCGGCGUAUCAUCGGACGUUCUUACUGUGACGACGCAAUCCGAAGAGCACGUGCCUAGCGCUCCUCAAAAUUUCAAAGCUUACGCGACGAGUCCGAGAAACAUCCACAUCGAAUGGACUCCACCGGAAAUCCCCAAUGGGCAGAUACUAAGAUACGGCGUCUACUAUAUGGAGACUAGUUCAUCGCUGGAACACAAUGUCGACACUCAGGAUUUGUCGUUUGACUUAAACGGUUUAAACCCUUACGCCGAAUAUAGCAUCUGGGUGGUAGCGAUGAACCAGAACGGCGCUGGAGCGGCCACUGAAGAGAAGUUGGUGAAAACGUUUAGCGCGCCUCCCUCCGAUGCCCCCAAUAAUGUUACGCUAGAACCGUCCAGCACCAGCGUUGUAGUCAGAUGGGAACCGCCGCCUAUCGAAUCCCAAAACGGCGUGAUACUGGGUUACAAAAUAAAAUAUCGCAAGUCGGGCAAGGGCAAAGGGACGACGGUUACGACCCCUGCGAGCGAGAGACACUACGUCAUCAAGGACUUGGAACGCGGUCAGUUGUAUCAAAUCCGAGUAUGGGCGAUGAACGUGAACGGGACAGGUCCCGGUUCGGAGUGGGUAGAAGUGGACACCUUCCAAAAAGAUCUGGACGAGAGCAGAGUACCGGACGCUCCGUCGAAUUUAAGAUUUCGUGCCACCUUUGAUAAAUUAUAUGUGAUGUGGUCGCCUCCGGUCAACCAAAACAUCCGUGUUAGGAAUUAUAUCCUCGGUUGGGGUAAGGGCAUUCCCGAUAUUUAUUUCCAAGAAUUGGACGAGAAGAAUAGGACGUUCAUUAUCGAAGGACUAGAGGCUAAUUCUGAGUACGUGCUCAGUAUCAGGGCCAGCAAUAGUAUGGGUCCGGGACCUUCAACUUAUGCCACCGCCAAAACCCAAGACGAACCUGCUCCGGAACCGGCUGCUGCUUUGAUGCCCCCCGUGGGACUCAAAGCUCAAGUACUGAGCACCACAUCUGUUGUACUGUACUGGACCGAUCCAACGCUAAAACAAAGUCAGUAUGUAAGAGACAAUAGAUACUACAAGGUCAAGUAUACUGCCGACACUUCUUCGAGAACGAGGUAUAUCAACGUCACUGAUUUGCACGUGAAAAUUGACGAUUUGAAACCGAAUACCAUGUACGAAUUCGCCGUUAAAACUGUCAAAGGUCGUAGGGAAAGUUCCUGGAGUAUGGUCGUGCAAAAUCGUACCUGGGAAAUGCCGCCGAGCGUCGCCCCUAGGGACUUGGACGUCCACCUAAAAGAUGAAGACUCGCAGCUCGUCGAGUUGACUUGGCAACCGCCGAAAACAAUUAACGCGCGUAUUACGGGCUACGUAAUACUUUACACGGACAAUAAGACGAAAACCGAUCCCGAAUGGCAAGCGCUCGCGAUCAAAGGCGACAACCAUUCGAGCAUAAUUUACGAUCUGAAGCCUUUCACGGUCUACUACUUCAAAGUUCAGGCCAGAAAUAGCAGGGGAUACGGUCCGUUUUCUAAUGUCGUGUCAUUUAGGACGGGACAGAUGGUUGCAACGGGCCAUUCGCUGCAAGGACCAUCAGAGUCGAACGGGGUUUUCUCCGGCAAGGUAUUGCUUUACACAACAAUUAGCGGGUGCCUGGUAGCUGUCGCCACUAUAUCGGUGGUGGUCGUGGUGCUGUGCUGCCGUCGAAGGGACGCCGAUAUGUCCCCCGAUCGAGCCAAAAAGGGUUACCAAAAGGGCAGUCAGGGUGUGAAACCGCCCGACCUCUGGAUCCACCACGACCAGAUGGAGUUGAAAGCGAUGGAGAAGAGGCAUUCCAACAAUGACGGUGCCAGUAGCAGCGGGGCAAUGACCUUGCCCAGAAGCGUCGGUGGGAACGAUUACGAGCCCCACGAGCAUUUGCACACGAACUCGUUGGACAAGAGGUCAUACGCUCCGAAUUAUGGUGAAGAUACGAAAAAACCUACUCGGUGUACCAAGAUAACUCUACCCGUAGAUUCCAAACCUCCAAGAGAGCCUAUAGCGACUCCGAUUAAUACGGCCACCACCCUUAGUCAUUCGAGUUCUGACUCGACGCCGUCCAGCAGACCUACGUAUCCGAGAACUAACUAUUCCGUGCCCAGAGCUCACGUGUCCCUUGAAUCCGGCACGAAUCCAACUGCCGUCGAAAAUGUCUAUUCCGCACAUCCAGGCCACCCUAACUACGAUGACAACGGUGUCAAGACGUCGUCUUAUGUGGGACCACAACCUCCGCCAGGCAGCACUUACGCGCCUGGUCUAAGUGUCCUCGCCGAAUCACAAGCCGGGAAAAGGAUACAGGCUCAAGGUCACCCUCUUAAGAGCUUCACCGUCCCCGCACCUCCCCCCGUAACCGCACCGGGCACUCCCCAGCCAAAACAUAUUGUUACAGUACGGCCCACGUCGUCGCCUUACAAAAAACCGCCGACGGGCAGUUCCAGUACCAUAACAAGCACACCCCCAUCCAGAAUCAGUGCCUCGAACCCUCCGCCACAUACGGCGGAGGAAGUCCAACGGUUGCAACCAUCCCAUUCGACCGAGGAACUCAACCAGGAAAUGGCCAACCUCGAGGGCCUAAUGCUGACGUUGAACGCCAUCACCGCGAAAGAAUUCGAGUGCUAAGUCGGACGUCAAAAGACGGAACACUCUCUCACUCUCUCUCUAUAGUGCAUAUUACCAAGACUGAUUUUAAACCCGUGUUUGUUGUUGGUAUUUUUUAAACUAACGUUUGGACGCAAGUAAAUCGGCACUACUCGUUUUAGGUUUUGAUACGACAUAUUUUUAUAUAAUAUAUAUAUAUAUAUAAAACGUAGCGGACAACGUUGCAUUACAUUUUAUAUGCAGUUAAUUUAUUGUGGAUCUCAAAUUUGGGGCACUCGCAGGGUUGGUGGAUUUUCUCGAUAGUAUACGAUGUGGUGCUUUAAUGUUCCAACAAAUUUGAACUGCCAACGGUUCGUGCACGGUCUUAGAAAUAUUUCAACGCACAGGAUGAAUUUUUAACACCACCAUGCAACACAUUGUAUUAGUAUUGUCGGCAAAAAAAAAAAAAUAGCCAGCUUGCGAAACCCUUAGUACAAAAUAGGUAUUAUUUCGCGAAAAAUCCAAUUGUGUCCCAAAGUGAAAAUUAAAUUUUCGUAUUCUAAGGAAAAUAUGUUUCGGACAUGCCAAUACCCGCCGAGAUGGUAUAGUAGUUUGAUUGACAGUUGUGAAAAUUACGUUUUAGAUAGUUUUCAUUGCUUUCCUAAUAUUUCUUGUCAUAGAUACGGUUGAAUUAUUUAAUUAUUUAAUCCGCGAGAAUGCACGAAAACGGUUUUAAAGUUAUAUUUCAUUAUUUAUAAUUACAGUUCUACUUUUCGUGACAUUCUAGCGACUGUUAUGGUCGGCAAUUUUUUGAUUGUGUUAUAUUUUUAGAGCACUUUAAAUACACCUCAGCGAUACAACUGUGCAGUUAAUUGUACAGGGUGUCCCACUAUAAAUUACUAAAAGGAUAACUUUGUCAAUAUUCGAUGAAGUUUAAUUUGCUAAAGUUGGAACAUUUGUCCUAAACCUCCCGAGUCUGCAAUCAAAAAUAUAAAAUAAAAAUGUUAGAUGUCAAAUGUUGACAGGUGGACAUUUUUUUUAAUUGAAUACUUUGUAUUUGAAUAUUGCAAUCGAUUGCAUUUUUUCUCCCGAUUUCAAAUAUAUAUGAGGGAUAUUUUUGAUAGAUUUUGAUGAUGAUGAUAUUGUUUCAAAAAUCAUAUUAGCCAUAAAAACUAAAUUAGUUGAUUCUUUAUAUAUAGCAAAAGAGUUUAUGCUGUAUUAUUUUCUAUUGGGUAAUAUUGGUAUUAUAUUUUCAUUCCAAUACACGUAUUCUAUUUUGUAUUUCCAGAAUUGUUACCGGUCUUCUUCUAUAUACUCUCGAUUUUAGGAAUCCCCAUAAAAAGGUGUCAAGGGGAGUAAGAUUUGUACUGUUCGGAGGUCCGAGUAUUACACCAUUUUUUACUAUACAGAUAUGGUAUUUAUUUUGCAAACACUCUCUUACCUCUCUUACAUUGUGAUAUGGCACCUCGUCCUGUUGUCAUAUAUUUGGAAACACAGCAAUAGGUAACUCUUCGAUAUAUUCUUGUACUCUAAAUCGAAGGAAAUCGAAAUAUUGAUGCUUGGAAAAAAGUGGUCCCAGAAGUCUGGAGAAAAUAAUUCCGCACCAAACUCCUAUAGAUGGGCGACCAGAUUUUUUAAUUGGCAAAAUUUCGUAGGGGUUUUCGCUGGUCCACAAAUGUGUGGUUUUUAAAUUAGACAAUGAGACAGUAUUAAAUGAGGACUUACCUGUAAACGGUUACUUGUGAAUAAAAUUAGGUGAUUCUUGAAUUCGUUCUUAAAUAAUGCGGCAAAACUCAAGACGCCUCCCUUUGUCUUCAUCUGUAAGAUGUUGAACUUUUGAAAACUUAUAAGCGUUAAUUUUAAUAUACUACCUUCAAAAUAACAAGAAUCAAGUUCUUCAUUAAAAUUACAAGAAACUUGCCCUUUUGUGUGUUAUAAAAUGUUUUUUUAUUAUCCUGGGAGCAGUAGCCUGAUUUUGGUUACGUUUUAAUAUAUAAUGACAGCUAACUACGCCAGUUUCCAUGACAACAGCUACCAUGGCUAAUUUGAUUUUUGAAACAAUUGUUAUUCACUUUCAAUGUUAGAUAAAAUGCGUGAUAUUUCAAAAUCUGUCAAAAAUAACCCUAACAACUCAUACAUAUUUUAUUACACGGAAGGUUUAGGAUAAAUGCUCCAACUUUGGUAACCUAAAACUAAUCGUAGGAUCAAUAUUAACGAAGUUAUCCAUUUGGUGAUUUAUAAUGGGACACCCUGUACACACUUCUUCACAGGACCAAUUUUGCUAAUUUCAGGUUUGUGUUUCUUUAUACACCACGGACCAAUAAUAUUUAAUUUAAUAUUUAUAUCAAUACUUUUUCAAAAACUUUAAAGGUAAUUAUUAAUUUUCUCCUGUUAUCGAAAAGGGUUUUGUCUUAAAUUAAGGUGUGCAGCUAUUAUAAUAAUUUAGGAUUAAAGCAAUUUUAUUUGAAAAAGAUGUAUAUUUAUUUCAGAUACUAUUUAUUAUAAACGUUUGGUAAACUGUGUACUAUUAAAAUAGUUUUAAAAUUUGUACAUAAUGAUUUUGUAAAAAUACCGUUUAUUUAUUUGUACAUAAGUAUUUUGUAUUACAGUAAAAUGAGCAAUACAUAUUUUAAAUACACACAAUAUAAUUUUAAAAGCUUUAACGGACAUACUUAGUACUCCUGUUACUGCUUUGGAUAUAUAUGGGGCAGAAUUGACUCGAAAAGGCUUGUAUUAUGAAAAACAAAGGUUAAGUUACGGCCAACAUAUUGCAAUAAUUUAACUAGUCAACAAAAAGUUUGAAGAUUGGUCUUCUGAGCAGCAAACACAAACAAAAAUAUGAUUAGUUUUCGAGUCAAAUUUUCCCAAUCCUCCUUUAUGAAUGUAUGGCCUCACGUAAACUGCCCAUCGCAAUUUUACGCUUUCUAUAAUGAUGGAAAAACCAUCAAUCCACAAAAUUUGUUGAUGGGAACAAGCGCCUUGCACUUUUUGUAUCGCACAUAAUCGGAUUUUUUUUUGUGGUGUAUCAAAUUGUUGGCUGAGCUGAUGUGGGCGGAAAUUUAGUGUUACAUUUAGAACUAUUGGAUGACCUAAUAAAAUAAAACUUACUCGGCCUUUUUCUGUAAGGUACCCAAAUAUUUUAUUAAAUUUUUUUACUGUAAGUAGUAAAUACUCUAAAUGUGACUGAUAUAAUA
This is a messenger RNA of Cylas formicarius (sweet potato weevil), 7749 nucleotides long. RefSeq names its product neogenin (gene fra). The coding region runs from base 137 to 4597 and encodes 1486 amino acids. Lineage: Eukaryota; Metazoa; Arthropoda; Insecta; Coleoptera; Brentidae. Gene Ontology annotation, biological process: cell-cell adhesion. Gene Ontology annotation, molecular function: protein binding. Gene Ontology annotation, cellular component: membrane. The record is from RefSeq and is a predicted model, not a curated record. The transcript is spliced from 22 exons.